AUGGCAGCAGCAGCAUCACUGGGUCCUGCGGCGGUGGCGGUGGCGGCGGCGGCCGUACCCCUUCUCCUGAUCGGUGCGAUAGCGAUGCCGGCGGCGGAGGCUCAGGUGGUGGUGAUGGGCGCGUACAACGAGACGUGCCCGCAGGCAGAGGACGUGACGAAAGGGCCAUUCAUCCCGCUCCCAACCGGGCGGAGGGACGGCAACAGGUCGGUGGCCGACGACGUGGCCUUGUUCUCGCCGGCCCCAGACGCCAACAUCACUGACAUCAUCAACCUGUUUGCUAUUAGGUUCAACCUCACUGCCAAGGACGUUGCCGUCCUCUCCGGUAUGCUCCUUGUUUCGUAUAUAUCCACACUUUAG
Miscanthus lutarioriparius is the source of this 360-nucleotide messenger RNA. Lineage: Eukaryota; Viridiplantae; Streptophyta; Magnoliopsida; Poales; Poaceae. The record is from the annotation of a GenBank genome assembly.